Molecule: messenger RNA, 3190 nt
Organism: Synchiropus splendidus (mandarinfish)
Lineage: Eukaryota; Metazoa; Chordata; Actinopteri; Syngnathiformes; Callionymidae
Gene: znf365
Product: zinc finger protein 365
Exons: 6
Coding region: 167-1528 (453 amino acids)
Biological process (GO): regulation of neuron projection development; telomere maintenance; regulation of DNA strand resection involved in replication fork processing
Cellular component (GO): centriolar satellite
Source: RefSeq, a predicted model, not a curated record
CGUCAUCAGUCGGUGCGUCUCUUGAAUGAAUGACAUCAUGCGGGCUCGCGCAGGUCUCCAUCGGCGACAUGUCACCUCUGGACAGUGACGGCGCGUGAGAGACGAGUCUUCCCGGGGAAAUUGGAGGCGGAUGAGUAGUUGUUGGAAGCGAAGGUGGUGAAGCGUCAUGCAGCAGAAGCUGUGCUCUCGGGGUUCUGGAGCCUUUUUCUUGGAGAGGAACAGCCCGUGGUGUGGGGUCAUCACGGAGCCCACCGCCUGCUCAGACCUUCCAUUUCGUUGCCCUCGCUGUGGAGAACACCAGCGCUUCCACAGCCUGGCCUCUCUGCGCUCUCACCUGGAGUACAAGCACUCGUACCACUCGUCCGAUGGCUUCAGCAUCACUGGAAAACUCCCAGACCAGCUGACCACAGCCAUACCAUGGCAAGACAUGAGCCUCCCGACUCGCAGGGGGCAGCACGCCGCCUGGCGUCCACCUCACGUGCGCUCACUCAGUGACAGCAGGGACAGCAGCUUCCUCCAUUCAUACGGCUCUGUGAGGAGACGCACGCAGAGUGUAGGGGUGGGGACGCAUGAAGACGAGGAGGAGGUGGGGGUGGUUGGUACAGAGGAGGAGGAAGGUGAAGAGGAAGACCAAGAGGAAGAAGAUGGAUGCAGAAAUGAGGACAACAAAUCCUCCAGUAAAAAGUCUGGCAUUUGUCAGCACCACCACCUGAACCGGCUCCACUUUCCUGUUCUGGCUCCUCUUGGACCUCCUCCAGACCUGGACCCCAGCGUGGACGUGCUCGAGCAGCGCUCCUACUGCGGCCUGGAGGCGGCGGCGGCCUCGGCUGCGGUCAGGCGGCGCCUGGCCGGUGUCCUGCGUGCGGCGGACAGCACCAUGCAGCGGCGGCUGGCUCGGGUCAGCACGGCGCUGGCGCAGACGGACACGGAGCUGCUGUGCCAGCGCGCCCACUCGCAGCACUUGGCGCAGGAGAGACAGCAAGUGGCGGACAGGGAGCGCUCUCUGAGUCAUCAGGUGGACGUCGCCGUCAUGGUGAUCGCAGCCCUGAGGGAGCAGCUCAACGCCUCGGAGAACGAGCUGGAGAGGCGGGAGAGGGAGGUUCUGACCAUCCAGAAAUUCCUGGAAGCUGCAGUGAGACAGGAAACCUGUGGGAAAGUUCGGAUUCAGUGUUUCAUUGAGAACCUGCUGCAACGCAUUGCUCUCGCUGAGAGGCUGGUGGAGUAUUACCAAGUCAACGGCAGCCCGCCGCAGUGCGUGCACUACAAGCAGCACCAGCCAGCGAGCAACGGACCCCAGAGGAUGAUGAAGAGCAGGUCCGCUGGAGGUCACCUGUCCUCGCCUGGUCUCCAUGACGACAGAAGCCACUCAUCACCCCAGUCUGGGGCGGCGCCCUUGCUCCCGAGGCCGUGCUGCGAGCGGGAGCAGAGGGAUCCACUGGCCCGCUCGUCCCGCCUCUUUUGCAGGCCCGAACAUCGAGACGACAUCUGGAACCAGCAGCGGCGCCGCUCGGCAGGGUACGAGGCCUAGACCCGUGAUGAUGUCAUCAUCCUCUCAAACCAUCAAAUCGGCACAUUAGACUUCUGAUCUUCAGAUGUUUUUGUGGUUGUGAGCAGAGUUCAGUGGAGCAAAGCCGAAGCGUUGGGCUGUCGUGCGGCAUCCGGGAGGGAGAUGUAAGAGGGCAGGUCCUCCACCCGCAGGGAAUGGUGGAGUGGACAAGCUUCGUCCGAGGUCCUCCCCUCGUUGUCAGUGUCCAUGCUCUUGUCAAUAAGAAUCACGCUCCUCGGUGUAGUUUGAGUUGCUGGCCCAGACGCCCAGCCCACCGAACCUCAAUGUUGUGGUCAUUCAGACGCCUGUGCGUCCUUAGCUUCAGCUCAGUCUGUGACCAGGAUCUAGCUUUGCCUGUCAGGCUGCAGCGAGGCCUGACACCUGGUGCUCUGUCUUCCCGCGGGUCCACGGAGGUCAGGGCAGCCUGUCAGCCUCAGGCAGCGCCUCACCAUGUCACAGCGUCUUUCAAAGACUGGAUCAGGACCAUGGGGAGCGCCACUCAUUUCACAUGCCGUCAAAUGAAGCGCGCCACUCUGUGAUGAAGCUGAUGUGAGACGCUGCCAUGAGGCUGACUGCAGCGGAGCUUCGGCAGAACCUGAGGCGCCAACACGUCAGGUCUGCACCCUGCCAGUCACGACGUCGCGGCUGAACCACGUCACCACAGUUCAUCUGCAGUAGAGGUCGCCGCGUGUUCCGCUGACCAGAAUGUACAAAUACUCGCCGUUGUUGUUGCUGUCUGUGACGGUGUUGGCUGAUAUUUUCUACGCAACUGUGUGUCGGGUAGUGGAGACGUAACCAUCCCUGACAACUCUGCUCCACACUGGUGAUUCCUCCGGCCUUCUUCCCACUUCAGGUGGCCCUCUGUUGCGGAGUGUGGGGCGUGUAGAUGUUCAGGACAUGAGGUGGGCUGUGCGAGAGCUGUAGUUGUCUCCAGCAGCUGGGGUUCCACCACAGAGGUCAGUUUGAUGGCUUGUUUGCUGCUGAUCAGGUCCCAUCCAAACAGAACGCUGGGGAGAAACGACACGAAGGUGGUGGAGAUACAUGAAUGCAGCGUGGAAGCCGAGAGCACAUUUGGGAAAAUCAUUCUGUAAAGUAGACAUCCUAACCAAGAACACGUGUCUGUUAUGAAAAGGACCGUUCGUCGGAGCGUUUUCCAAACCCUUCCGAAUGCUGACGUCUGUUGAGAAGUGGAUCUCCAGGUGUGUUGCUCUGGUCCCGGUGUUGGGACAGCCAGCGGUGGAACUCGUGCGUCUUCACUCUUGUUGUUCCAGGUCCAACCCGGCUGCCGUGAGCCUGUGCUCUGGACUCAUCGUUCUGUUUGUGCCUUUAGACAGAAGCUCCUUGUCAGUAAACUUGUAUCUGAAACUGUGAACUGGAGUUAUUUGUCUGUGUGUGUGUGUGUGUCAAAAAUAAAGGGUCAGCAUAUCCACCCUCCCCUGGGCUGUGAUGGCACCGCCUCUCUCUGCUCUGCUGUGUAACCCUGGAACCCAGGCUUCCACUAAAGCCAACCCAGCAAGCGCAGGCCGGUCAACCAAUGCGGUGUCAGCGCCCAGCGGACCGUCACCUGAGGGCAGCCGUCAGACCCCUGCCCUGGUGAGAAGCCGGCACCCACUGUGGCCCUCGGAGGAGCGGCCUGGCCCCUGC